Messenger RNA from Perognathus longimembris pacificus (Pacific pocket mouse), 3759 nucleotides. It is a transcript of the gene Nfx1, whose product is annotated as nuclear transcription factor, X-box binding 1. The record is from RefSeq and is a predicted model, not a curated record. The transcript has 24 exons. NCBI's taxonomy places the organism in Eukaryota, Metazoa, Chordata, Mammalia, Rodentia, Heteromyidae. Gene Ontology annotation, cellular component: nucleus. Gene Ontology annotation, biological process: negative regulation of transcription by RNA polymerase II. Gene Ontology annotation, molecular function: zinc ion binding; DNA-binding transcription factor activity, RNA polymerase II-specific; RNA polymerase II transcription regulatory region sequence-specific DNA binding. The coding region runs from base 121 to 3477 and encodes 1118 amino acids.
GGUGGGUGCCUCCGCGCGCAGAUGCGAAUUUUUUUUUCUCGGUGCCGGAAGUCCGGGGCACGUGACCGGGUGACAGCGCUCGCUUGGCUGCAGAGCUGGUUUUAGGUGCUGCGGCACGGGAUGGCGGAGGCGCCUCCAGUCUCAGGUACUUUUAAAUUCAAUACAGAUGCUGCUGAGUUCAUUCCUCAGGAGAGAAAAAAUUCUGGUCUAAGUUAUGGGACUCAAAGACGACUAGACUCUAAUAGGAUUGGCAGAAGAAAUCAUAGUUCAUCACCUCCCUGUCAUCUCUCCAGGCAAGUCCCUUAUGAUGACAUCUCUGCUGUUCAUCAGCACAAUUAUCCUUCUGGAAGCAAACCUAAGAGUCAGCAGGUGUUUUUCCAUUCUUCUUUAAAUAAAUCACUCAAGAAUCAUGGUCUUCAGAAUCAACCUUGGCAAAAAUCGAGGAAUGAAAAGCACCAUAUGAAAGUCAAGAAAGCACAGGGGCUUGCUGAUCAGUACUCAGACACAGCUAGCUUAGAAAGUGUGGCCAGAUCUGAGAGUGGGACAAACCCCAGAGAGCAUAGCCCCUCUGAAAAUGAAAAGGAAGUUGUCAGCGCAGAUCCCAGGGGAGCAAAGCCCAAAAAAGCAGCACAAUUUGUGUACGGCUAUGGUAGAGGACCAAAAGUCAAGGGGAAACUCAAAUGUGAGUGGGGUCAUAGAGUGACUCCAAAACCUGAGGAUGCUGGACCUGAAAAUACAAAACCUGUGGGAGUUUCUCAUUCUGACUCUUCAGAUAUAUCCAGUAGAAAGGGAGUAUUGGAUGGGUAUGGGGCCAAACGAAAUGAGCAGAGAAGAUACCCCCAGAAGAGGCCUCCUUGGGAAGUAGAGGGGGCCAGGCCAAGACCAGGCAGGAAUCCACCAAAACAGGAGGGUCAACGACAUACAAAUGCAGGAUCCAAACACAUGACUCCCAUUCCAAAGGAUAAUCUUAAUGAAAGACCAACACAAUCUGCCUGUGACAGUGGGAAUUUGGCAGUCAUCAAUAAGUCUUCCAGAAGGGUUGACCAAGAGAAAAAUGUUAUAAAGAGACAAGAUCCUAAAGUGGUAUCUCCUUUUCCUCGGGGCAAACAGAACCUUGUGCUCAAGAAUGUGGAAACACAUACAGGUUCUCUAGUCGAACAACUAACCGCAGAAAAAUAUGAGUGCAUGGUGUGCUGCGAAUUGGUUCGAGUCACAGCCCCAGUGUGGAGUUGUCAGAGCUGUUAUCAUGUGUUUCAUCUGAAUUGCAUAAAGAAAUGGGCAAGAUCUCCAGCGUCUCAAGCAGAUGGCCAGAGUGGUUGGCGGUGCCCUGCCUGUCAGAAUGUUUCUGCACAUGUCCCUAAUAUCUACACUUGUUUCUGUGGCAAGGUAAAGAAUCCUGAAUGGAGCAGAAAUGAAAUUCCGCAUAGUUGUGGUGAGGUUUGUAGAAAGAAGCAGCCUGGCCAGGAUUGCCCACAUUCCUGUAACCUUCUCUGCCAUCCUGGACCAUGCCCACCCUGCCCUGCAUUUAUGACUAAGACAUGUGAAUGUGGACGGACCAGGCAUACAGUUCGAUGUGGCCAGGCUGUCUCAGUCCACUGUUCUAACCCAUGUGAGAAUAUUUUGAACUGUGGUCAACACCACUGUGCAGAGCUGUGCCAUGCAGGUCAAUGUCAGCCUUGCCGGAUCAUAUUGAACCAGGUAUGCUACUGUGGCAGCACCUCCCGAGAUGUAUUAUGUGGAACAGACAUAGGAAAAUCUGAUGGAUUUGGAGACUUUGGCUGUUUAAAGAUAUGUGGCAAGGACUUGAAAUGUGGGAGUCAUACCUGUUCUCAAGUGUGUCACCCUCAGCCCUGUCAGCCUUGCCCACGGCUUCCCCAUCUGGUGCGUUGCUGCCCUUGUGGCCAGACUCCUCUCAGCCAGUUGCUAGAACUUGGAAGCAGUGGUCGGAAAACGUGCAUGGAUCCUGUUCCUUCAUGUGGAAAAGUGUGUGGCAAGCCUCUACCUUGUGGUUCCUCAGAUUUCAUUCAUACCUGUGAAAAGCUCUGCCAUGAAGGAGACUGUGGACCAUGCUCUCGCACAUCGGUUAUUUCCUGCAGAUGCUCUUUCAGAACAAAGGAGCUUCCAUGUACCAGUCUCAAAAGUGAAGCAGAUGCUACAUUUAUGUGUGACAAGCGGUGUAACAAGAAGCGGUUAUGUGGACGGCAUAAAUGUAACGAGAUAUGCUGUGUGGAUAAAGAGCACAAGUGUCCUUUGAUUUGUGGGAGGAAACUCCGUUGUGGCCUUCAUAGGUGUGAAGAACCUUGUCAUCGAGGGAACUGCCAGACAUGUUGGCAAGCCAGUUUUGAUGAGUUAACUUGCCACUGUGGUGCAUCAGUUAUCUAUCCUCCAGUUCCCUGUGGAACUAGGCCCCCUGAGUGUACCCAGACCUGUGCCAGAAUUCAUGAAUGUGACCAUCCAGUGUAUCACUCUUGUCAUAGUGAGGAAAAGUGUCCCCCUUGUACUUUCCUGACUCAGAAGUGGUGCAUGGGCAAACAUGAGUUACGAAGCAAUAUCCCUUGUCACCUGGUUGAUAUCUCUUGUGGAUUACCCUGCAACGCCACACUACCAUGUGGGAUGCACAAGUGUCAGAGACUUUGUCACAAAGGAGAAUGUCUUGUGGAUGAGACCUGUAAGCAAUCCUGCACCACCCCCAGAGCUAACUGUGGCCACCCAUGUAUGGCAUCCUGCCACCCCAGCUUACCCUGCCCUGUGACCGCUUGUAAAUCCAAGGUAGAGCUACAGUGUGAAUGUGGACGAAGAAAAGAGAUGAUGAUUUGCUCUGAAGCAUCAAGUACUUAUCAAAGAAUAGCUGCUAUCUCUAUGGCCUCUAAAAUAACAGACAUGCAGCUUGGAGAUUCAGUGGAGAUCAGCAAGUUAAUUACCAAGAAGGAAGUGCAACAGGCCAGGCUAGAAUGCGAUGAGGAAUGCUCGGCCUUGGAAAGGAAAAAGAGAUUGGCAGAGGCAUUUGAUAUCAGUGAUGAUUCUGAUCCUUUCAAUGUACGAUCUUCAGGCUCAAAAUUUAGUGAUAGUUUGAAAGAUGAUGCCAGGAAGGACUUAAAGUUUGUCAGUGACGUUGAGAAGGAAAUGGAAACCCUUGUGGAGGCUGUGAAUAAGGGAAAGAACAGUAAGAAAAGCCACUGCUUCCCUCCCAUGAACAGAGAUCACCGCCGGAUCAUCCAUGACCUGGCCCAAGUUUAUGGCCUGGAGAGUGUGAGCUAUGACAGUGAACCAAAGCGCAACGUCGUGGUCACUGCCAUCAGAGGGAAGUCUAUUUGUCCUCCCACCACGCUGACAGGUUUGGUUGAAAGGGAGAUGCAGACACGGCCUCCACCACCAAUUCCUCAUCACAGACAUCAGGCAGACAAGAAUUCUGGGAGCAGUAAUUUACAGAAGAUAGUCAAGGAGCCAGUAAUUGACUACUUUGAUGUCCAGGACUAAGAAGAGGAAGAUGCACUUAGACAAUGAUUAGGUGUAAUAGAUAGAGACUCAAUUAUCAGCAGAUUAAUCAUACUUGUUUCUCACUGCCUGGCAGAAUCACAGUCUUACAUGCUGUCUUAUACUGAUACAUCCAAAGCAUGAAUGUGUCAGAAACCCCCUUGUCCAUUCUUGUCUGUAUAAAGUGUUCCUCUCUGGCCAGAUCUCUGAUUGUAUGGUCACUAGGUUUUAGUCAUAUAUUUUAAGAGGCUCCUCACACCAUCACUGUGAUUGCAUUGAGGAUUG